AUGGAUGUGGAAUUAUAUUAUGUGGCAGCUCCUCCCAGUGAGACCAGCCAGAACAAUGGUACGAGGGAGGUCACGGCAUCAGUGGUAAGGUCAGCCUGGGCUGCAGCACAGGAGUGGACUGCAGCAUGGAAGGCAGGCUCCAGUCAGCUGAGGACAGUGGUGGAUGGUCUGGAAGGUCUCGGGACAGACUCUGUGCCUGCGCAUAAAGUCCAUGAGGCGGCCAAGGGAGUUCAUGGUGCCCUUGUUAAGAUGCGAGGCAGUGUGGCGGCGAUGGCUGGCCUGCUGGAACAACUCAGGAAGCUGGAGGAAAUUGAGAAGAAGAAGGAGGGUGGUGGAGCACCUCUCUUUUCUACUCUCACCCUUCACCACAUGGUACUGGUUCUGACAAGUGUCCACAAUGACUAUGAGUGCGAAACACGAAUGAAGGAGGCAGCCUGUCACCCGCUGCCCUCAGCCUGCUCCCCAGAGGCCCUCAGCUCAGCAUAUGCACUGUGGACACACCUGACUCACCUUCCACCCCACCACUACCCACUCAAGACACUACUGCGGGAGACACAACAGCUUUAGGCUUGUGAAAGGGAAGGAUAGAGUGGUGUAGUUGUCUACUGAAGGAGUUUAUCUGGAAGAAUCCUUGGGAAGGUAUUCAUUGUAGUGUCCCUUGGAGUAAAUUUGUAGUCCCCAUAAGAAAGAGUGAUGCAGUGAUUGAAGAGAUAGAUUUUUAGUUCCCUUUAAAAGAAAAAAAAAAAUGAAUGAUUGAUAGAAGAGAAAUAAGCUAGUAGUACUCACAAGAGGGAGAGAGAGAGAGAAAGAAUUAAGUGAUGAGAGAAACUGACUUGUAGUUCUUGUAAUAGAGUGACAGGAGAGAUAUAAGCUUCCAGUCCACAUUAGAAAGAGUAGGAAUGAAUAAUUGACUGACAGGAGAGAGAGAAAGAGAGAGAGAGAGAGGUUUGCAUGUCCCAUUUGAGUGAUACAGUAAUAAGAUGAUAAAAGACACACAUGACAGAAGGAAAGCUUAGAUAAAUAGACUUGGGCUGAUAAGCAAUGAAGAAAAAACUGGCAGGUAUGAGUGAUGGAUAUGAGAGAUCUGAAUAACCCUGCAGUGGAAUCAUAGACAAGAUAUGAGGUCAGAGGAGGAGUUUAUAAAUAUGCGUUGUAUUUAUUCCGUAUUGGCUUCACUGAUUAUGAUGCGGUAAAAAAAAGAGAAAAAAAGAAAAUAAAUCGAUCUUAAUG
Molecule: messenger RNA, 1230 nt
Organism: Portunus trituberculatus (swimming crab)
Lineage: Eukaryota; Metazoa; Arthropoda; Malacostraca; Decapoda; Portunidae
Exons: 4
Coding region: 1-567 (188 amino acids)
Source: RefSeq, a predicted model, not a curated record